Molecule: messenger RNA, 957 nt
Organism: Pedinophyceae sp. YPF-701
Lineage: Eukaryota; Viridiplantae; Chlorophyta; Pedinophyceae
Source: the annotation of a GenBank genome assembly
AUGGCGCAGGUGCCGCAGGCCCACGCGUACGCGUCGCACUUCGUCAAGGCCUUCCUGACGACGGCGCACCAGGACCCCAGCGAGCUGUACAAGUACUUCAACCCCACGGCGUCGCUCAAGGUCGUCACCGCCGCGCCCGCGAAGGGAGCGAAGGAUGCCGAGGAGCUCGCCAGCGGCUCGGCCGCCAUCGGCGACCUCUUCGCCAAGCUCGACCUCCCCGCGGGCUCCAAGGUCAACGUGUACUCGCUGGACAACGUCCCGCUGUCCGCGCAGCAGGACUGCGUGCUGAUCAACGUGCACGGCCGCAUGGAGUGGCCCGACGCCGCCGGCGCGCACGCCCCGCGCGAGUUCCUCCUCACCGUGGUGAUCAAGCUGCGCGCCGACGCCCAGGUCACCGCCUGCGACGUGACCGACUGCAUCAUCCGGUUCCUCGCCACCAAGCCGCAGCCGGCGCCCGCGCCGGCGCCGGAGAAGCAGCAGGAGAAGCCCGCCCGGGCCAACGGCGGCGCCGCCGCAGCCGCGGCGGGGGAGGCCUUCCCGGCGCCCGUCCCGGUGCCGGAGACGGUCGACGUCCCGGCGCCGGCCAAGGCGAAGGCGCCGGCCAAGGCGCCCGCGCCGGCCAAGGCGCCCGCGGCGCCCGCCGAGCCCGCGGCGCCGCCCGCCCAUGGCGGGCGGGCGGGGCCUGCCGCGCGCGGCGCCGGCGUGGACGUGGCGUCGGCGCCCGCGCCGCCCCGCAGCGGCGCGCGGCGCCGGCCAAGCCCGCGCCCGCGGCCGCGGCGCCCCCCGCGGUGGAGGGCAGGCCCGCGGAGGACCCCCUGGCGGUGUUCGUCAAGCACCUCCCCGCCGGGGCCGACGAGGCGGCCGUGCGCGCCGCGUUCUCCGCGGCGUUCGGCGCGCCGACGCACGUCAGCGUGCGCAACGACCACGCCAUCGUGGCCUUCGCGGACCAGGCCGUGA